AUGACCUUUGAGCUUUACAUCCCCGAGAAUCUCGAAUUCCGCGACUAUAUCGCCAUUGUCCAGACAGCGCGCACUUUUGCCGACGGUUACGAUCAAAAGGAUGCCGAACGUCUCCACGCAGUAGUUGCCCCCACAAUCGAAGUCGACUACCGACUCGUUUCAGAGACAAUCCCAUAUAAGAGUUACAAUCCAGACGACUUCAUCGCCGAGAUCCUAUCACCUAAGUUACUGGCCAACGAGAAACUUCUCACGCAGCAUCUGCUGGGUCAAUGUUAUUUUAGGUCUAUUUCAGCUGGCGAGAUUGUGGUUCAAUGGCAGCAGAUCGCGGGACAUGGGAGGUGGAUUCAGGGCUCUCACCCUUUGAAAAAGCAAGUUGAUAAGACGAGUGAUGGGAAGUCCUACAUGGAGCAGAGGUAUAUCAAGAUUGAUGGACGCUGGAAGAUUGCUGGACUGAAACCUUCGCUUUUGUAUGAGGUUGGGGAGUUUGGGGAUGUUGUUGCUGAGAGGGAGGAGAAAUCAUAG
Penicillium atrosanguineum is the source of this 522-nucleotide messenger RNA. RefSeq lists its product as uncharacterized. The record is from RefSeq and is a predicted model, not a curated record. Lineage: Eukaryota; Fungi; Ascomycota; Eurotiomycetes; Eurotiales; Aspergillaceae. Bases 1 to 522 code for a protein of 173 amino acids. Gene Ontology annotation, molecular function: scytalone dehydratase activity. Gene Ontology annotation, biological process: melanin metabolic process. The transcript has 2 exons.